This is a messenger RNA of Anolis carolinensis (green anole), 877 nucleotides long. It is a transcript of the gene cfap141, whose product is annotated as cilia and flagella associated protein 141. Bases 80 to 427 code for a protein of 115 amino acids. The record is from RefSeq and is a predicted model, not a curated record. Lineage: Eukaryota; Metazoa; Chordata; Lepidosauria; Squamata; Anolidae. The transcript is spliced from 4 exons.
ACCACAGAAACAAAUUGUAGAAAAUCAGGGAGCAGAGCUCAACUAUUGGUUUCCCAAGCUUAUCUGCUACUCAAGCACAAUGGAACCCAAUAAAGGGAAAAAAAUGUCACCAAGCCACAACGCCACGUAUGAACAGAUACUGAAAGAAGAAGAGAUGUUAGAGAAAAUUCAUGAGUUUACUAGAGUGCUCAAAAGCUGGGACCGUGGCCGCCGCAUGAACCUCCAACUGCAAGCACAGGAGCAGAGGUGUUUAGAAAGAGCCAGGAAAAGGCAACAGGCAGAAAAAAAAGAAGAAGUAUACUUUGCUGAUAAGCAACUGAUAAUGAUUCGGCGAGCAGCGUUACGUCAUCUCCUAAGUACUGAGCAUCUGCAAUAUCAACUGGAAUUGAACCACUUGGGCAAGUCAUUCUAUGCAGAGCGACUGUAAGAAUUAGGCUCCUACAGGCCUAAAGGCCCAGACCAUAAUAAAGACAGCUGCUUUAGUAUAGUACUUCCUACAUAAAGAUUACCUAUUCUCAGUAUAUAAAUAUCAAAUGAAAACACUACAGAGAAAAUUUAAGACUUUUUUUUGCUUAAGUAGAAAAUUACUCUGAAAGUUGAUAUUGUUUUCAAAACAGUUAAAUACAACGUAGUGGCAGAUCAAUAAAAUACAGGCCAAAAUCAACAUAUAGUGCAAAUGCAGUACAUAAAGCAUUAAAUCAUAUAGAUUUCAGUUCAAAAACACUUAAGAAAACGUUUUGUUUUUUCACUAGAAUAAGCGAUCCUUCAAAAUGCCAAACUGAAUUGAGUAUUGGUGUUGGGCUGGAAAACUGGUCAAAUCUCAAUAAAAUAUAAAAAAGAAAUUAAGAUACUGAAUAAAAUCCAACCAUGUUUUACA